AUGAAAAACACUGAAGUACUCGCCCUGGCGUUAUUCGCCUUGGCUUUGGCGGCCACGAAAUCUUCUGUUACCGGGGUCCCAGCUGUGAACACCACCCCCACCCCCACCCCCAACACCACAACUCCCAACACCACCACCCCCAAGACCACCACCACCAACACCACUACCACCCCCAAGACCACCCCCAAGACCACCCCCACCACCACCACCCCCAAGACCACCACCACCCCCAAGACCACCACCCCCCACUACCACUAA
Molecule: messenger RNA, 258 nt
Organism: Knipowitschia caucasica
Lineage: Eukaryota; Metazoa; Chordata; Actinopteri; Gobiiformes; Gobiidae
Source: the annotation of a GenBank genome assembly